This is a messenger RNA of Ustilago hordei, 1425 nucleotides long. RefSeq names its product putative RVB2 - RUVB-like protein. Gene Ontology annotation, biological process: box C/D snoRNP assembly; regulation of transcription by RNA polymerase II; chromatin remodeling. Lineage: Eukaryota; Fungi; Basidiomycota; Ustilaginomycetes; Ustilaginales; Ustilaginaceae. Gene Ontology annotation, molecular function: ATP hydrolysis activity; DNA helicase activity; ATP binding. Gene Ontology annotation, cellular component: NuA4 histone acetyltransferase complex; Ino80 complex; Swr1 complex. The record is from RefSeq and is a predicted model, not a curated record. The transcript has a single exon. Bases 1 to 1425 code for a protein of 474 amino acids.
AUGGCGCAGAUCUCCACCACAUCCGAACAUACCAUCCAGACCCUGGAACGCAUUGGCGCACAUUCGCACGUCAAAGGUCUCGGUCUCGAUGAUCAGCUCGAACCGCGCCCGUCUUCGCAGGGCAUGGUAGGCCAGCGUGCUGCCCGAAAAGCUGCUGGUCUUAUCGUCAAGAUGGUCCAGGACGGUCGUAUUGCCGGCCGCGCCAUUUUGAUUGCCGGCCCACCCAGUACAGGAAAGACAGCCAUCGCGAUGGGUAUGGCGCAGACCCUUGGCUCCGACGUUCCUUUCACCAUGCUCUCCGCUUCCGAAGUGUUUUCGCUCGAGAUGAGCAAGACUGAGGCGCUCAUGCAGGCAUUCCGUCGUUCCAUCGGCGUUCGAAUCCGAGAAGAGGCGGAAGUCGUCGAAGGUGAAGUGGUCGAGAUCCAGAUUGACCGAUCUUUGACUGGCGCCACCAAGACUGGAAAGUUGACCAUCAAGACCACCGACAUGGAGACCAUCUACGAGCUCGGUAACAAGAUGAUCGACUCGUUGCAAAAGGAAAAGAUCACCGCCGGCGAUGUGAUUGCCAUCGACAAGGCAAGUGGUCGCAUCACCAAGCUCGGACGCAGUUUCACACGUGCCCGCGACUACGACGCUAUGGGAAGCGAUACCAAGUUCGUUCAGUGCCCCGAGGGAGAGUUGCAACGAAGGAAGGAUGUGGUGCACACUGUCUCUUUGCACGAGAUCGAUGUGAUCAACUCGCGAACACAAGGUUUCUUGGCGCUGUUCUCCGGUGACACUGGAGAGAUCAAGCCCGAGUUGCGUGAUCAGAUCAACACCAAGGUGGGCGAGUGGAGAGAAGAGGGCAAGGCCGAGAUCGUUCCUGGCGUGUUGUUCAUCGACGAAGUGCACAUGCUCGAUAUCGAGUGCUUCUCGUUCCUCAACCGCGCUCUCGAGUCGGAGUUGGCACCUUUGGUCAUCAUGGCUUCGAACCGAGGCAUCUGCCGAAUCCGUGGCACACGCUUCCGCUCGCCACACGGUAUGCCCAUCGACUUGCUCGACCGUGUUCUUAUCAUCAGCACCAAACCUUACGAGCUCGAGGACCUCAAGCAAAUCUUGACCAUCCGUGCUGCCGAAGAGGAAGUGACUCUCAAAGCCGAGGCGCUCGAAGUGCUCACACGCAUGGCUUCCGAAACAUCGCUUCGUUACGCCAUCAACCUCAUCACCACCGCCAACCUGGCGGCUAAGCGCAGAAAGGCAGACGCUGUCGAAGUUGCCGACAUUCGUCGAGUGUACAACCUCUUUGUCGACGAGAAGCGCAGCGUGCAGUACCUCAAGGAACAUGCCGAGCAGUUUAUGAGCGAGUCGGACGAGUAUGGCGAUAUCGAUGCGUUGGGUUCGGCUGCUCCCAUCAUUGGUCGUCAAGCUUCCGGUGUUCAGGCUUAA